AUGGACUAUUUCAUGCACGAAAACCCAUUUGAUGAAGAUCUGAUAUAUGGUUUAGCUAUUAAAACAACUCCGCUAUCGCAUUUGCUGAGACAGAGCAGAGUGUUUGAACCUGGUAAAUUUAGAGAAGUGGUCGGGUACGAGGCUCAGCUACAACUGAAAGAAGACUUCAAACCUGUGUUCCGGAAAGCAAGGACUGUUCCGUACGCUCUGAAGGAACGUAUCGAGGAGACGAUCGACAAGAUGGUUGCAGACAAGAUUCUGACUCCAGUUGAUCACAGUCAGAUCGCUUCACCGAUUGUGCCAGUUCUAAAACCUGAUUCCGCAGUUCGGAUCUGCGGAGUACUCUGA
Bolinopsis microptera is the source of this 348-nucleotide messenger RNA. RefSeq lists its product as uncharacterized. Bases 1 to 348 code for a protein of 115 amino acids. The record is from RefSeq and is a predicted model, not a curated record. The transcript has 2 exons. NCBI's taxonomy places the organism in Eukaryota, Metazoa, Ctenophora, Tentaculata, Lobata, Bolinopsidae.